AUGGGCGCCGGUGACAGCCCCAAGGAAGAGCAUCCUGAGAAGACCCAGCAGAAGAGCAGCCCCAAGCGAAACCCAACGCGCAGCCCGCCAAACCAUCCACCCGACGCCGAUGCUCCCAUCUUGAUCCCGGGCGAGGACGAGAUGGCGGCCGCUCCUGCCCUCCUUGAACCCGACGACUCGGAAUCAGACAGAGACAAUGUUUUUGACGAUGCAGAUUCCGCUUUUGACAGUACACACUCCUCGACGACGUCAAUCAGCGAGGCCAUGAUUGAGCAGGUCAAAGAACAUGGCCGCCAGUACAAAGGCUACCUGGGAGCAAAAUACGUGCUUCCGAUGGACGAGCAAGAAAUGGAGCGCCUAGAUAAACGCCUUGCCAUUGCCCCCAUCAAGAGCCCUCGUCGGGCAAUGGACGUGGGUUGUGGCACGGGUAUGUGGGCUAUUGAUUUUGCCGAUGCGUAUCCUGGAACCGAUGUCGUAGGCGUUGACAUUGCACCAACACAACCAAACAUGACACCUCCGAAUCUUCGUUUCGAGCUAGACGAUCUUGAACGCGAGUGGACUUUUACCAGCAAGUUUGACUACAUCCACAGUCAGUUGAUGAUUGGCGCCUUUCAAGAUUGGCCGAACUUCUUCAAGCAGAGCUUCGAGAACCUGGAAGAGGGCGGAUACCUCGAAGUGGCCGAUAUCGAUUUCGUGAUCAAAUGCGACGACGACACCCUCGAGAAAGAAUCAGCCCUCAACGUCUGGCAUGAGAAAAUGCACGAGGGCGCCACCCUCGCGGGCUUUCCCCUCGACGCGAUCAGCAAAGUCCCUGACAUGAUGCGCGACGCAGGGUUCGCCGACGUCGUCGCAAUCCCGUUCCCAUGGCCCAUCAACACCUGGCCCAGGGACCCGAAGCACAAGGAAGUCGGCAGGUGGGCGAUGGAAAACUUCACCAUGGGCUGCGAGUCGAUGAGUCAGGCGCUGUUCACGCGGGCUCUUGGGUGGUCAAUUGACGAGCUGCGAGUCUUCAUGACCCAGGUGCGCCAAGACUUGAAGAACCGGAGAAUACACGCAUAUUGGAAUUUCUGGGUGGUCUAUGGUCGGAAGCCGGGCCACGGUUCUGGGUAG
This is a messenger RNA of Clonostachys rhizophaga, 1110 nucleotides long. The record is from the annotation of a GenBank genome assembly. Lineage: Eukaryota; Fungi; Ascomycota; Sordariomycetes; Hypocreales; Bionectriaceae.